Cucurbita moschata (crookneck pumpkin) is the source of this 465-nucleotide messenger RNA. RefSeq names its product major pollen allergen Ole e 6-like. The record is from RefSeq and is a predicted model, not a curated record. Bases 45 to 302 code for a protein of 85 amino acids. The transcript is spliced from 3 exons. NCBI's taxonomy places the organism in Eukaryota, Viridiplantae, Streptophyta, Magnoliopsida, Cucurbitales, Cucurbitaceae.
CAUUGGAAAGGCACAAGAAAAAGCAUAAAAUAAAAUAAAAUAAAAUGGCGAAGAAGAUGAUUGCAGUGUUGUUGGUGUGCAUUGUGGUGGUGGCUGCAUUGCAGGUUUCGAGUGCCACUGAAAGCGCGAAGGAGGCCAAAUAUGAGGCUAAAUUUGAAGCCAAGUAUAGGUUAUGCUACGAAAAAUGCGAGAAGGAAUGCCUUGAAAAGGGCAAUGGCCAAAGCUUCUGCGAAGUUAAGUGCGAUGAAGAUUGUGGUGAGAAAGAAGCCGCUGAUAAGCUACACAUCAAGGUGAAGAACUGAAUAAUGGAAUGCAAAACAAACAGGGCUCUUAACAAGGAUCUAAAUAAUAAUUGUAUUCAAGUUUAAGCUUGUAAGAUGGAGUUUCAUAAACCUUCUUUCUCCUCAAUUUUUGAGAAUUUGAUAUGAAUCAUGAAUGUUAUCUCCAUAUGAGUUAUUUGUUCUA